Messenger RNA from Erigeron canadensis, 900 nucleotides. Its product is annotated as protein ALP1-like. Lineage: Eukaryota; Viridiplantae; Streptophyta; Magnoliopsida; Asterales; Asteraceae. The record is from RefSeq and is a predicted model, not a curated record. The transcript has 3 exons. Bases 1 to 900 code for a protein of 299 amino acids.
AUGGAAAUGGAUGAACAAGUUGCAAUGUUCUUACAUAUACUUGGACAUAAUCUAAAAAUUCGAAUAAUAGUCAACAGAUUUCAAAGGUCCACCGAAACGAUAAGUAGGUAUUUCAAGCUAGUCUUAAAUGCGGUAUGUCGCCUACACAAAGAGUUUUACAAGACACCAGUCCCUGUGCCAGAUAAUGAAUUAGAUGAGAAAUGGAAGUGGUUUAAGGGUUGCCUAGGAGCAUUAGAUGGAACAUAUAUUAAGAUUAGGGUCCCUCCUAGUGAUCAAAAACCUUACCGUUCACGAAAGGGUGACAUUUGUACCAAUGUUCUGGGUGUUUGUACAAGAGACCUUCAGUUUACCUACGUGUUGGUGGGAUGGGAGGGUUCAGCAACGGAUAGUCGAGUGCUUCGGGAUGCCAUUAGUAGGCCAAACGGUCUUAAGAUACCUAAUGGAACGUACUACCUUUGUGAUGCCGGCUAUGCCAACGCGGAAGGUUUUUUAACUCCGUAUCGUGGUCAGAGAUACCAUCUUAAUGAUUGGAACCGUCCACCUACAACUCCAAAAGAGUUGUAUAAUAAGAAACAUGCAUCGGCAAGAAAUGUCAUUGAGAGAUGUUUCGAAUUAAUCAAGAAUAAAUGGGCUAUUUUGCGUGAUGUUUCUUACCAUCGACCACGCUCUAUGGCACGAAUAAUUAUUGCUUGUUGCUUGAUGCAUAAUUUCAUUCGCACAACAAUGGACCAUGACCCUUCUGAUGAUGAAGUACCAGAUGACCAUAUAGAACCCGAAAACAACCAUGAUAAUGUGAUUAACACCGUGGAGACUUCACAUGGAUGGAAUGACCGUAGGGAUAACCUUGCGAAUGACAUGUUUAAUGAGUGGAAUGCAAGACGUUCUCAUUUGGCCCACUAA